AUGUAUCGCCCCAACGUCUGUGUCUUUCUCUUCAAUGAGAAAGUGGAGUUUCUUGGAUGUCAGCGCAUGAGGUCGGAUCAUUUCCAAUGCGUGCAGGGUGGCAUCGAGGCCUGUGAUGUGGACAUCAGACUGGCCGCACUGAGAGAGGUGGAAGAGGAGAUCGGACUGAAGCAGCAGGACCUGACUUUUGUCCAGGAGAUCCCGCCACCGAACGGGGACCCGAUGAACUUUGCCUACACCCUCACCUCCAACGCCAACCUGCGCCGCUUUGGCUACGUUGGUCAGAAGCAACGUAUCCUGCUCUUCUUCACCCCGUCUGACAGCAUAUCGAAAAUGGUGCUCAUCCCUCCUCCGGAGCUGCACGCCUCGCAGGAGUUCCGGAGGGUAGAGUGGAUGCCGAUCGAGCAACUCAUCGCCAAGUCCCUGCCAGAGAAGGUGCACAUUUUCAAGGUCGUUGGAGAAGUGGCACCGGGAAUCGCUCGCGCCUUCUUGAAGAAGAGGGGCCUCCUCGCUGAGCCUCAGGGUGAGUCCAAGUAUUAG
This is a messenger RNA of Leishmania mexicana MHOM/GT/2001/U1103, 540 nucleotides long. RefSeq lists its product as hypothetical. The record is from RefSeq and is a predicted model, not a curated record. Lineage: Eukaryota; Euglenozoa; Kinetoplastea; Trypanosomatida; Trypanosomatidae. Bases 1 to 540 code for a protein of 179 amino acids. The transcript has a single exon.